UAAAGAUGAGCCCAAAAGAGCCCAAAUCCGGGAGUCAAGUGGAAAUGGUGUGCGAGACGGGCAGCUCUAACCCGGAAUCGGUGGUCACGUGGUGGAGGGAUGGCUUCCUCCUCAAUGGACAUCAGGACGGCAUCAUUGACGGCCUCUACGGAGGAAAGACUACCCGAAAUAUAUUGCGGCUAAACGUGACCAGCGAUGACGACGGCGCUGUCCUCACGUGUCAAGCCACGAAUCGUGUUCUCCAGCAGUCAGUACACGACGCGACAACUCUUAGCAUUCAAUUCGCGCCUGAAUUCCUAACCUCUCCGUUGACUCAAUUCGAUAUAACCGAAGGCCAGUCCUCUUUGAUAAACCUCACGGCCAGAGGAAAUCCCUCACAUAUUCAGUACAAGUGGUCGCGACAGCCGGACACUGGCUCUGCCGGUGACACUACUACUGGCGCUCCCAUUGACUCGUCUCGUCUCCAGACCGAAGGACCCGUUCUUAACAUUAGUCAAGCGCUGAGAAGUGAUUCCGGAGUUUACAAACUUUUUGCUCAAAACGAUUUGGGAUUUAGCGAAACAGCCAUUAAGAUCAACGUUCACUUUCGGAGUUUUAAUCGCAAACUAUUGCCAUUAUUCCCCUCAGACUCGGCACAGAUACUCAAAGUAAGCGACCUCGUGAUGGUGGACGAGUGGUCCAAUGCCUACCUCGAGUGCACAGUCGACGCCAACCCGACCACCGACACGACCAUCACGUGGCGGCGCAAAGUCCGCAAUGAGUCCGACACCGCUCUCAUCACACAAGAGAUCGAUUCGAUGCGAAUGCGGACA
This is a messenger RNA of Medioppia subpectinata, 812 nucleotides long. NCBI's taxonomy places the organism in Eukaryota, Metazoa, Arthropoda, Arachnida, Sarcoptiformes, Oppiidae. The record is from the annotation of a GenBank genome assembly.